GCCCUCCAGGCCCUGAUCCCCAGAAGUGGAGCGGACUCUGCACACUCUCUCUUGGAUGCCAGUCGGAGGCUGAGGACAGAGGCCAGGCUGAGGCUGCCCCGGACACUCAAGGCUCUUGUGCAGGCUGCUGGGAAGGUGUACAGGGAAGCCUGGCUCUCCUCCUGAACUUCGAGAUUCAGACACAGAAGCCUCCCAUGGCUCCUUACCACAUCCGCAAAUACAGGGAAAGUGACCGCAAAUGGGUCGUGGCCUUGUUCUCCGAAGGGAUGACUGAGCACAUCCCCACCGCCUUCCGCCACAUCCUGAAGCUGCCCCGUACCCUUGUGCUCUUGCUUGGAGGGCCCUUUGCCCUGUUCGUGGUCUCUGGCUCCUGGGUCCUGGCCCUCGUGGCCAGCCUCGGCCUCCUAGCUGCCCUGAGGUUCCUUGCCAAAUACCCUUGGAUCCAGUUUAAAGUCAUGUCUUUGCACACCGACAUGUCUGACAUCAGCGAAUCCUACUUCAGUGAGAGUGGCUCCUGCUUCUGGGUGGCGGAGUCCGAGGGGCAGGUGGUGGGCAUGGUGGGAGCACUGCCUGUCAAGAAGCACGCCGUGCGAAAGGAGCAGUUGGAGCUGCUUCACCUGAGUGUGGCCUCGGAGCACCGCGGCCAGGGGAUCGCGAAAGCACUGGUCAGGGCGGUCCUGCAGUUCGCACGGGACCAGGGCUACCGUGAAGUGGUCCUCAGCACCAGUGCGCUGCAGUACUCCGCCCUGGCCCUCUACCAGCGCAUGGGCUUCCAGAAGACGGGCCAGUUCUUCUUCUCCAUGAUCCACAGGCUAGUCGCUCUCCCUUCCAUCCAGUUUACCUACCGCCUCCCCUCUGCUCAGGUCUCUGAGGCACUGGGGCAGGCAGGGGGCCUGUGAUCUGUUCCCUGUGGAUCAGUCAGGAAGGACUGGCUCCGCUGCAGUAACGUGCAAACCCGGAAGUCUCACGGUGACAGCACAGAAAAACCUAAUCGCUUUGGAAACCCGACGGCGUUGGUGGAUGUAAUGGCUCUGCUCUAUUCAGUCUUUUUCGGGGUUGCUACUGUUUCAUUUAUCUAGUGCCACGAGAAUGUUGC
Messenger RNA from Vicugna pacos (alpaca), 1096 nucleotides. Its product is annotated as putative N-acetyltransferase 8B. The record is from RefSeq and is a predicted model, not a curated record. Gene Ontology annotation, molecular function: N-acetyltransferase activity. NCBI's taxonomy places the organism in Eukaryota, Metazoa, Chordata, Mammalia, Artiodactyla, Camelidae.